Messenger RNA from Eimeria mitis, 453 nucleotides. RefSeq lists its product as uncharacterized. The transcript has 3 exons. The coding region runs from base 1 to 453 and encodes 150 amino acids. The record is from RefSeq and is a predicted model, not a curated record. Lineage: Eukaryota; Apicomplexa; Conoidasida; Eucoccidiorida; Eimeriidae.
AUGGAGGUUGGCUAUGAGCCACUCGCAGAGGUGGGGUCGACGCACGGUCUGGAACCCCAGCAAGCGGAACCCAGCUCCAUUUCGGCAUCCAAUCCCGGAGAAAAUGCAUUCCCUCCAGAAACGAUUCAAGAGGAAUGCCUCCGGUUGUGCCGGGAGCAGGGUGUGGAGGAACUGAGAAAGCUUAAACAGGGAAAACUGUCAAUAGAGCGCUGCAUUGAGAAAUACCAGGCCUUGGCGAACCGAAGUCCUAUGGUGGAUGCAGAGCUCCUCUAUACUUGGUUUAUAGCGGGGCUAUCCCCCGGAGGAAGGCAAUCAGUAAUUGGCUGGGCCCCGGACAGGGAAAUGAGGGGCGAAAAAGUGGAACUCGCCGACAUGAUGGAGUACCUCCGCAGAAUGGAAAGGAAAAACGCCAAUUCCACGCUCACCACCCAGAAAGCAAGACGGAGACUCUGA